CUUACUUCAGUGAGUUCGCACUGUCACCCGACACCCCGAGCCUUCGUCUCCGCAGUUACGCGAGGAAUCAAUCACGGUAAUUAUCUCACCGCGCGCGCACAGCCCGCCUAAUCAAAGCCGGAAUUUAAGCGCCAUUGCUGCACCCAUAGACCAUACCAUACCAUACCUGCGUGCGUCCUUCCUCUUCUCUUCUUCUCCUGUGGCCAUAGUGCUACAGUGCUAGCUCAGCGGCGUGCGGGCUUCUCGUGUUCUCGACUGAUCUGAGCCGACGGGCAGCGCGAAGGCCGAAGGGGAUCCCAUCUGGCGCGGCGGUGCUGGGGGCGCUGCUUCGUGGCUCGAGCCGUCGGCAGUCAGGAUUUGCCAAAGAAAUAUACCCAACUGUGAUGGACUAGCCGCAAAAUAAAAGAUGGCGACUGAGGUCAAUCAAACUUUUUUCGCAUGGUCAGGAGAAACAACUGACAUGGGUCUUUCACAAGGAGCUCCAGUAUCCCAGAAGCUUAAUCAUGGUUCCAUAUCAUUCGGAAGAUUUGAAUUGGAGUCACUAUCUUGGGAGAAGUGGUCUGUAUUUACAAACGACAGUCGUAGUGAAGAAUUUGGUAAGUUCAAUGGUUUAGUUGCUCAGAAGAAGGCAUAUUUUGAAGAGUACUACAAGAGGAUUAGGGAGCUUAAGGCUUCACAGCAGCAAAUUCAGCAAACUGAACUUACCUUGGAAUACAGUGGUGAUGGUAGCGAUUCUAGCCAAACAGGAGAAGAAAUGCAAGCUGAAGAUCUUGAAACUCCAACAGCAUCUGGAACAAUUGUUUAUGAUGAUUAUGUGGAAGAAGCUACACAUGAGACAACCUCUGAACAGGGCAUGCAAUGCUAUCAUGACCAUAAAGAUGAAGACUUUCAUAUGGAAUUUUCGCCAUCCAAUGUUACUUCAGCAGCGAGAAUUUCACAGCAAACCAACAAAGAUACUAGAGAAAAUGCCGGUGGUGACAAUUCAGAUCCUGUAGAUACUGAAAAUGCAAGUUGUGGUCAUGCCAGUCUUGGAGCAGCUUAUGGAAAUGCAAAGGCUCCUAAAAGAAUUAUUGACAAAGACCCCAGACUUAGAUAUGCUUCAAUGAUAAUACCAAAAUCGGUCAAAACGAUUCCAGGCAGUCCUCUGGACCGCACAUCUGUUAGUAAGAGGCCUGCUUCAGUGAAGCACAGUAUGACUAUGAACCAGAAAACUAAAACAGAUAAGCUCCGUAGCACGAAUGUGACUCCUCAGAAGGCUGCUGGCGCGGCACGGACUCGCAAGCCUACGGCAAAAGAAGCUCCUGAGGUUACAGGUGUCAGAAGACCCUCUUCGGCUUCCGCGCGGAUGCCAUCUGUGGGAGAGCGACAUCCGAUCACCAGGGAAAGUGUUAAGAAGCCUGCUGAUGUCUCCACCCCGCGACGCCCUUCCUCUGCCGAAAGACACCCAGUCACCAGAGAGAGUACACAGAAGCAAGUCACUGUCACCACGCCAUGCCGACCUUCUACUUCUGAGAGACGCCCUGUCAGCAGAGGGAGUGCAGCAAAGCACGCUGACGUCACAACUACACGCCGACCCUCUACAGGAGAAAGACGCCCUAUUACCAGGGAUAGUGUUCAGAAAAUGGACCCAAGAACGUCUAGCAAGACAAGAUCGUCUAUGGAUUAUCCAAUGCUUACAGCAACCUCAGUGAGUAUUGUGAAAAAGGCUGCCACUUCAAGUGCUACUAAAAGUACCAAGCCGGAACCAAAAAGCAACGUCAGAAGAUCAAAGGGUUCUUCAACAUUAGACAGUAACUUAACUAGGCCAAGAAGAAUGGCCUUGCAAGUUUCAAGCUCGGUUAACUUUCCGCCAUCGAAAAUGCUGAGUUCAAGUGUUGGAGAACCAACAUUUGCAAGGCUGAAAAAGAAAGAGGGCAUUCAGGGGACAGUGCAAUCUCGGGUAUCUGCAUCAAAGAAAGCAACUCCUUGGCAGCCCGGAAACACCAAGCCUAGGGCUCCAAAUCCACCGACGCCGCCACCUCCACCACGUCGUGCUUCGAGAACAGCGAGCAAACCAAACACCGGCGACUCGUCAAUUGGUGGAAGAAAGCCAAAGGCCUCGACACAACAAUGGCAUUGAAGGAAAGGGUGUGUUGAUUCAAGCUAUUGCCCCGCAGAAUCGAUGUCUCUCAACCGUUACACGCAUCUAAAUCAUGGGCUUUGCGCAUUAUGCAGAUCUCGUCUAUGAUGCUUCCUCGCUUCCGCUUCCCUCAAGCACUUGGUCCUCUGAAACAGUCACAAGAGUAUCCUGUGUAGCUAUAUGUCUCUUAAGUCGUAUCCACUAGUGCAUAUAUAGCAUCGUCGUCCCAGGUACUUAGAACAGUGUAUAUACAUCAAAUAAGUGGAGCUCUAGAUAACUGUAAGAUUAGGCAAGAUGGAAAAUGUGGACUGGUCCAUGAAAUCAAGAAAUUUAUAUGGUAUAUAUACAUCCUUGGUUCACCCAAAGAUUUA
Messenger RNA from Lolium rigidum, 2490 nucleotides. Its product is annotated as protein WVD2-like 7. NCBI's taxonomy places the organism in Eukaryota, Viridiplantae, Streptophyta, Magnoliopsida, Poales, Poaceae. The record is from RefSeq and is a predicted model, not a curated record. The transcript has 10 exons. The coding region runs from base 407 to 2119 and encodes 570 amino acids.